AUGUCGAUCCAACAGCUUUCUAGAUUUCUAAAUGAUCAGAAUGGAUUUCGUCGUCGAGCUCGAGGCUCUUCCCGUGCAGUAUUCUUGCAAUACGAUUAUUCUGAAUCGCAACAAGUAUUUGCGAAUAAAUUUCCUACCUGUCAGCUCUCUGGGCUCGGUGGUCUGAAAGAUUGGGAAUGGUUCAUCGACGAAAAAAGCAAACCAAACAUCCGACCAAGCUUUUACAAUGACAGAUUACACAUCCCAAUAGGCCCUGUCCCGGCUCCCGCAACAAGUAUUGAACAAUGCAAGUCGGAGACGCCAAUCAACGUGUUGGGCUUUCUUUAUACUCUAUCAUUCGAAGAAUUGAAUGCGCUAGCACAAGAGCAAUGUUUAGAAGGCAGACAGCAGCUUUACGUUCCUGUUCAAAUUAAGCCCACGUCAAUUAAUAGUUUUGAUACAAAGAUGGUUGUGGCAACCAUUUUCGUAGACAUGGCUACCACCAGAGGAGGUUCCGUUGAUUUGACAAAUGAAUCAACGAACUUAAAAUGGGUUACGGCGAUCAAACGUAUGUACCUAUCAGGAAUUUUGGAGUGGUAUAGGAAAAGUAUCGAGGCCAAACUUAGAGGAUGGGAUAAGAGGGCUGAACCUCUUCUUGUUCGUCUUAAUCCAAAUCCUACUAUUGAUCCGCGGACAGCCCAGAGACAGGCAGCUCUCAUCAUGAAUGCAAGACUCAAACAACAGCAAGAUCAAGAGCAAGAAGAUCAGCCAGGGCGACAACAGCAGAUGAAAGGACCAAGUCGACCAAUGAUCACAAUUUCUCAAAGACAGCGAGACUUUAUGCUGCAGCAGAUCCUGAAUCAUGGAAUGAUAUCAUCGGAGGCCGUGCUAAAGCUUAGCGAGCCACAAAAGACUCUUAUGGUCGACACCUAUCUACGCAGACAACAAAAGGCAAUUUAUGUAAGAAACAAAACAGAGAAGAAACGACUCGAGGAAGCUUCUCAAGUUUCUGAUCCAAGGAUUGGAAUGACAGGACCACAAGGAAAUGUUAAGGCCACAGGACAGCAAACAAACCCACGUGAAGAGGCUAUUCUCAACGACAUACUUCGAAAGCAAAAAGAUGCAGCGCGAAAGCAAAAUUCUACAGGAAGUUCUAGAAUGCCGCCACCAGCACAACCAGUUCGCAGAUAUUCGCAAAGUAGUCUAGGGAGAGGUCAAGAACAAGCACAGGCACAGGCACAAGCACAAAACGGAAUUAACACGCCUUUAACACAACUCAACUAUCCUCAAAAUCCCAAUAAUCUCAAACGACAAGCUUCGAAUCCAAUCUUUAACGCUAUUGGCACGCAAGGUGCUAAACGACAGAGUACGGGAAAUACAGGUGGUAAAGCGGAAGGUCCACAGAAGUUUAAUAGAAAUAAUGGAGAGAUGAUAGAUCCAGUUUUGAAUCCAAACGCAAAGAAGAAUUCAAGUGUUGCUCAGGAACCCAAACCCAAGACACGAGGUCGACCCAGGAAGAGUCGGGCUAAGGUACCGCCUACCGGGGAUUCGAAUAAUCUGAAUCAAGGUCGACAGAAUAGUCAAGUCGUAGGAACUAGCAUGAGCUCAGGUGGAAAGGUACGCGCGGAUGUCAAUGCGAACGGUAAUGCGAUAUCUGGAAGUCAAGCACAAGCGGCUCCUGGAAAUUUGAAUCAAGUAGCGGGCAAUGGAAUCGGUAAUGCGUAUUCGAAUGGAGGCCCCAAUACGCAGAAUAGAUCACAAGCUCUUCCGCAUGUGGAACAAGCAGCGAAGAUGGUGGAUUAUUUUCAGCCGAAAGCUCAUGGGGAGAAUGCGGGAGAUGGAAGGUUGCAGUAG
Molecule: messenger RNA, 1833 nt
Organism: Botrytis byssoidea
Lineage: Eukaryota; Fungi; Ascomycota; Leotiomycetes; Helotiales; Sclerotiniaceae
Exons: 2
Coding region: 1-1833 (610 amino acids)
Source: RefSeq, a predicted model, not a curated record